Spirometra erinaceieuropaei is the source of this 597-nucleotide messenger RNA. Lineage: Eukaryota; Metazoa; Platyhelminthes; Cestoda; Diphyllobothriidea; Diphyllobothriidae. The record is from the annotation of a GenBank genome assembly.
AUGCUCCUUCAAGACUGCCACUCACGGAUUCGCAAAUACCGUCAGAGGAUUGACCUGGAGAAAGCAAGGCGCUGCGAGUUCAUGGGCGAGGACGGCACAAAACUGCAUCAACAGAGGUUGGCCGAACUAACACGCGAACAGAAAGCAACAGUCGAAGCAGCCAUAGAGAGCAAAUUUCGUAAGCUGCCUGCUCCAAUGUCAUCCAAGAACGACAAACUGGUGCAAAACUUGUCGCUAAAGGAACUGACGGAGAAAGAAAUGCAAGUAUUACGGCACGAGGCCUCAUUCAACACAGCCGAUGCCAAGCCUGCCAGUACGGUCGCAGCAGUGGAAUCCAUCCUCAGUCAGACGGGAGAGACAGACAAAACGAAGAACCUCAUUCGACACCAGGUGUCCUCCCUCCUCAUGGCUCAUAGACCGCGCGACGUGCUUUCCAAGGUAGAGCGCGAUGCACUUAAGGAACUCAGGGCCGAGAACGACCAAGUUAUCGUGCCUGCGGUCAACGGGCGUCCAACGGUCGUAUUAGACGGCACAGAGUACAGUCAAAAGGUCAAAAGCUUGUUUGAGGAUUGUCAGUCCUAUGUCUCAUGCGAAUAA